AUGUCCUCAAAGCAGAUUCCCGAGAUGAUGUGGGAAAGCGAAAACGUGGCAGAUUCGUUCAAAAUGUUUAAACAAAGACUCGAACUCUAUUUUGCCACAAAGAAGAAACAUAAGGACGACCAGGUCGCCUACAUACUCCUCCAAAUUGGCGAGAAAGGCCUUCGCAUGUUUAAUGCCAUGACACUCACCGACGCCGAAAAGAAAGAUCCAGCUAUUAUAUUUCAUAAACUGGGCGAACAAAUCGAGCCGGCUGAACACUUUCGCGUGAGUAGACUCAAACUCAUGAGCAUGAGGCAGGUCAAAUCAGAAUCAUUAGACGAUUUUGUGACAAGGGCGCAGCUUCAGGCACAGAAGUGUGCUUUCGACAGUGUGGUGGAACUGGAAGAGAGACUGAUCGAAUUAAUCAUUUCAAGCACACCCAUCGGAGACUUCCAAAGGAAACUUCUUGAACAGCAAAAGGGUGUCAAAUUGGCCAAUGUAAUAAAGAUGGGUCGCACAUUCGAGGCCACUGCAUCACACGUACAGCAGCUACAAACAAUGGCAGAUUCUACCAGCAUCAGCGCCAUCAAGUCCAGCACUUGUCCCCCUUGCAGAAACUGCGGCGGGCAGCACAAACCACGGGAAUGCCCAGCCCAUGGUAUUACCUGCCAUACUUGCGGCAAAACUAACCACUUCGCCAAAGUUUGCCGUUCCGGGCCGCACCAGUCUUCACGCAUAGAUCUACCUUCACGCGGACGCUGGCAAAGACGUGGCGGAUCAGGCAGCCGAGGUGGAGGACUUCAGCGGAAGCCGCUAGAGGCAAAAAUCAAGGCGACGCAGGCUGAAAUCGACGAAGAGAACUUUGACGACCUAACAUUCAGCCCGGUCACCAUCUCUUCUGUUUCUUCACUACCCCAGCAACGGGACGAAACAUUCGUCAAGCUCAAAAUACUACCUCCAAACAGAGCUGGGCAACACAACAUCAUUGUCAAGGUCGACACAGACGCACAGGGGAACACACUGCCCCUGCGCAUGUUUAGGGACAUGUUCCCUGAGCAGCUGACAAUGGAGGGGGUCCCGGCCAAACAGGUCUUAAGAGAGAAAGGCAGCACAAGGCUGACUGCCUACAACGGUACAGACAUUCCCUGCCUUGGCAAGACAGCUUUUCCCUGUCGCUACAGAGGCGAGUGGCAGGAAACAGGAUUCUAUGUCGUAGACGUAGAAGGACCAGUCAUCAUUAGACUGCCUUCAUGCGAAAAAUUGAAAGCAGUGACACUGCACUGCAGCAUUUCAACGUCACACCCAUCUACCAAGGACAAGAUCAUUUGCGUCCAGGACCUGAUGAAAGACCACCCAGAACAGUUUGACAGAAUCGGUAAGAUGCCUGGCCCCGUCAGGUUGGUGGUGGAUCCAGACGUCCCGCCACACAUCGACGCACCAAGGAAAACUCCAAUUGAUCUCAGAGACGCGAUCAGGGAGGAGCUUGAGAGCAUGGUGGCAAGUGGUGUAAUCAGAAAGAUAACAGUGCCUGCGGAUGGGGUAUCAAGCCUCGCCUACUCAAAGAAGAAGUCAGGGAAGCUUCGAAUCUGCUUAGAUCCACGUCACCUGAAUCUUGCACUGAAAAGUCCACACCACAAAAUUCCGACCAUUGAAGAGCUGACGCAUCAAUUCUGUGGAAGUCGCUACUUCUCCAAAUUGGACGCCAAGAGUGGCUACUGGUCAGUUCAGCUCGACGAAGAAAGCCAGCUCUUGACGACGUUCCAGAUUCCAUAUGGCCGAUACUGUUUCACCAGACUACCAUUCGGUCUCAAGGUCUCUCAGGACAUUUUCCAGCUGAAAAUGGACCAGAUCUUUGAAAGCGUGAAAGGAGCCACCGGCAUCUCGGACGACGUUGUGAUCUACGGAAAGACAGAUGAAGAACACGACGAAGGCCUGCGCAACCUGAUGAAAGCCGCAGCAGAGGAUGGAUUGGUCUUCAACUCAGAGAAGUGCACCAUAAAGACUCAGUCCAUCACAUUCUUUGGCGCCACGUACACUCCUGAAGGCGUGCAUCCUGAUCCUGACAAGGUCAACGACUCGAAAGCCAUGCCAGCGCCAACGUCCAAGAAAGAACUGCAGGAAUUCCUUGCAUUCGUGACCUACAUGUCGCCAUUCAUCAACAACAUGGCCGAAAAAGCAGCUCCACUCAGAGAACUCCUGAAGAAGGACUCGUUCUUCAUCUGGGGCGAACACCAUCAGAAAUGCUUCCAUGCUCUGAAGGAUGCAGUUUCAGAGAACGCCACUCUGGUCUACUUCGACACAGGUACAACACCAACACUGGAGACAGACGCUAGCAUCCAAGGUCUAGGCGUGACACUCCUUCAGCAUGACAAGCCUGUUGCAUAUGCGUCCAAGACUCUGACGGACGCCGAAACACGAUACGCCUGCAUUGAGCGAGAACUCCUGGCCAUCGUCUACGGAGUAGAACGGUUUCACACCUACCUCUACGGUCAGAAAUUUCUCGUCAGAACAGAUCACAAACCACUCGUCAUGAUCCUCGACAAACACCUCGUCAGAGCACCUCCCAGGCUACAGCAAAUGCUCCUAGUAUAA
Aplysia californica (California sea hare) is the source of this 2571-nucleotide messenger RNA. RefSeq lists its product as uncharacterized. NCBI's taxonomy places the organism in Eukaryota, Metazoa, Mollusca, Gastropoda, Aplysiida, Aplysiidae. Gene Ontology annotation, molecular function: zinc ion binding; nucleic acid binding. The transcript has a single exon. The coding region runs from base 1 to 2571 and encodes 856 amino acids. The record is from RefSeq and is a predicted model, not a curated record.